AUGUCAUCUUCACCUCUAUUUAAUGUAGAGUUUGUGAAGCUAGUCCGAAUAUCAAAAUACUACCAACUAGCGUCUGUCAUUAUUCUACUGUACGAUUAUGUCAUAACACUCGACAUGGAGAUCGAGUGGGUUUGGAGCCGGCUCAAGCGUUCGAAAAUCACUAUAGCAGAUGCUCUUUUUCUCUUGAAUCGAUACUUCCCUCUCAUCUCGUAUUUUUGGAUUAUAUUCGCAUACGGUCAAUCAUACUGGUCACCAUCCGCGUACGAAUGCUUUCAUCAGAUAGCAAUAUUAGACCUUGUUACUAAAAAUCCCGAUUGCGAAUGUAUUAUUGGCGUCAUUGUCAUGCUUCGUUUAUAUGCUGUUUAUCUUGGUGCAGUAUGGGUGCCAGCUUGCUUAGGCAUACUCGUAUUAGUCUCUUUGGCUUUUGGUAUUCGUGCAUCCACGAGUGUCACCCUUGUUUCUCCUCAUAUAGGUGUAAAUGGAUGCAUAAUGACAGUCAAGGAUGGAUCUGAAUCAGUCUUUGCCAUGCUUUGGGCCAUGGGUGCUAUAUUUGAUGCUACCGUGUUCUUCAUGACAAUUUGGGGAACACGGCAGAGACAAAUGUGCAAUGCAGACCAGAAGACAACCGGGCCGAAAUGUUUACCAGGUCUCCUACUUCGACAUGGAAUAAUCUAUUUCUUUGUGAUGUUUUCUGCCAAAGUCGUCAAUUUUGCUGUCUUCUGGAUUGUCUCAGACGCUAAGGACCUCAUCACAAUAAACUGGACGUUUAACCAUACGAUAACUGUGAUCAUGAUCUCUCGACUCGUCCUUAACCUACGCGCACAAGGCGAGCAACUGUCUCCGUGA
Molecule: messenger RNA, 846 nt
Organism: Fomitiporia mediterranea MF3/22
Lineage: Eukaryota; Fungi; Basidiomycota; Agaricomycetes; Hymenochaetales; Hymenochaetaceae
Exons: 16
Coding region: 1-846 (281 amino acids)
Source: RefSeq, a predicted model, not a curated record